CUGGAUCAGCAAAGCCUCGGCCCAUAUGUUGACAAGAUAAGAGCAAGGAGCGACAAACCGAACAUACGGAAUUCGUUGCCACGGGCCUCAUUCCCGGUCCCUCAUUCGUAAAUGUUCUUUCUUCCUGCUGGCAAGAUAAUCCACCCAAGGUCGGUGAGCGUCUCAUUUUGCCUACUGCUUCUGUCACAUGUAAUCAGGCAGGUUUCGUGGCAUGAUAAUAACUACCUCACUGACUAAUUACCAGCCAAGAAAUGGGUGCCAUCAUCAAAGAAGUCGUAAGCAAUCCACUGCGGAGGAUUGACAGCCAUUGAGAAUUGUGACUCAAAUGACCUGGAUUUGUUACUACCAAUUCUAGGUACCUUUAUCGCCAGAGAAAAUGGAACUCUUCAAUGAUUUUUAUUGAAUGAAGGAGUAUUGAGGAGGCAGUAAGAGGUAGUCUUAACACAAAGAUUCCCCCUACUCUACACAUCUUCUGAUCGCUGGUUCAAACUACUUGGAAACAACCGCCAAACGACAGUGACGAUGUGGAAUAUCUGCUCUUCAGAGCGUGCGUAUUGAUUUAUGCAGGCACUUGUAUGGCUUCGGCUCUUGAGAUCAGUGGAACAGCAUCAUGCUCACCAUUGAGUCGAUCCGACCUGCCGUGGAGUCAUGUCUGUCUGGUCCUAAGUAUGAGUAGAAUGGGGCGCCACGGAGAUAAGAUUGUACUUCUUUCGAUUUCGCAUUUUCUUGACUAACCAGCAACUUACACAAGCACUGAUCAUCAGCUCGUCUGCGGCCCGUUCACCCUGGCCUCGGCAUUCGAUGUCUUUCUUCCAGGGUCAAUACGCUCGAUUUCCAUGGCUAUCCCGCGAUCGGUCUACGGAUCGCAUCCCGGCCAACGUCCAAACUCCCGAACACCUUAGACAACAGCGGAUACCUUAUCCAAUAUGACAACCAUAGAAGCAUCUAAUUCAGCACCUCACGGCAGCCCCGGAUAGGGCAGAUGAUUAUCUUGCUCCCUCAUUCUCCUGCCAACUUCUAGCCGAGGUUCUCAUUAAUGCCUCGCAACAUAGCGUUCUCUGCUUCAAGCUGCUGUACUUGGUACCGCAAGCAAGCAAUGACCGAGUGUAACUCUGCGAGGUGCUGCUUGAGCUGCUUUGAUGCUUCUUCGGCCGCAAUAGCCCUCUCCUCGAAUCUUUGCCGCUCUUCCAUUCUCCUCUGGCGAUAGAUACGCUGUGAAUUUCUAUUUUGUGUGCGUCGUCUCUAGAAGUUUGAUAAACAGUCGGUCUCUUACUUUCAAAAUUCUUCAUACCUGGAUUCGGUUCAAUACAGGGUCUCGACCAUUAUGAAGUGGAGUUCGGGGCCGGCCAGUAGAUCUAGACGACACAAUUGUCUCGUCUUCAUCCUCAGCUGCAUCGUUUCGAAACUCUUCGCCCCUGUCUUGACAUGGACACGAGUCCUGCGUACUGCUAAAAGACGAUCCGCUUCUUUGAGUGAGCGCUGGAGUCUGGAUGAGUGAUGGCUGCCGUUCACUUUAACGUUUGCCUCGCCUCGGGAUAAAUCAUCGUGCUUACAUUGGGCGGCGUGAAAUAAUCAGUCCAUGUCGAUAAGGCGAUAUUGUUAUUUUCAGGGACCGAAUAAUUCUCGAGGCCAGCAGUCCAUUUCGUGGGAUAUGAAGUAUUGGAGAAGUUCCAACUUUCAUUUUUGGUGAGUCGAGGAAUUGAAGUCCCUUAAAUGGGUCUCCAGUCCGUCUCCCAAUCCAUUGAAUUUCACUCUCGUUUUCCGAAGAAAGCAAGUCCAUGCCUCUUGAUUUCGAACUUACUCACUACAUCGCAUGUCUGUUCCCCACAAUCGUUUGGAUCGCCAGAGAUGCUCUCGCCAUGUUGUCCUGGGCAUCACAUCUGGGCUUAGAUAAGCUCUGAGCUUAUUCUCCUCCAUUGGACAAUACUUCUGUGGCGUUUUGUGUACUGUUCACCAGAAAAGGAAAUCUGCAUGGGUGCAACAACCGCAAUCGUUUUUUCCCCGCUCUUUGGCGAAAGUAUCCACGUUUGUCAGCAACAUUGCAGAUAUUUCGAGCGUUGAUUUGGGGACCAUCUCCCGGAUUAUACGUUUCCAUAUGGAUGACCAAUCGUAUAUGUGGCUUAAUCUUCUCUGCCGAGACGCCAUCGCGGCAGACAGAUCGUCGAGAAGAGCGCCGGAACCUGGGUUCCUUGCUCGGAAUCAACCCCGUCCAACGACCACAGUUAGAUGAGCGUUUUAUCACCUACAUCAGGCGUUCUCGGCUCCUUAUCUUUACACGAGUUGGCCAUAUUUCUUGUCUCGUCGGCAGCGGCACCAGAGUACAGAUGAGCUUGCUAUCCUAGAGAAGCACACAGCAGAAAUUCGUUGGGCCAUCUUCGUAUCUGCGCGGAAAGGUCAAAAUGGAAGGUGAUAUACCUUCGGCAAAGCAAAGGGGAGCAGAAGCGAUAUUCAAAACGUUUGAACCCUCAACAAGGAAGUUCAAUGAUUCGAAAGCAGCAGCGGGGGAUACUGCUACACACUUUGAGUUUGUAGAUCCAAGACCCCCUAAAUCCUCUAAUAGAAGAGCGGCACGCUCUCAUGUAAUGCGAAGAUACCACACCGAGAAGCGAAAUCAACUCACCGGGGAGCCGAUUAAGGCUAUCCGAAACCCAACCCCGCCCGGUCAAGCAAGUGUGCUUGAGUGGCGUGCGCCUACUUCUCCGUCCCAGGGCUCUGGCACAACUUUGACUGGGCCUCCUCACUGUGGUAAACCACUUGCAUCACCAAGCAUCUCGAACAGGCUUUCCAGAACCACCAAGAAAGCCUCACAAUGCCUCUGUUGUUCCACGAAGGGCAAACAAUAUUGUCCCGCUUCAAACUGCACUUUUACGCGGCCUCAGCCGGAUUCAGGACUGGAACCAGUUUUCCAGGGGAUGUUUUCCGUCAGCAAUCGUUCUCUGCAGCUGCUUCGAUUCAGUAUCCACGAAGUAGCUCGGUUCAGUAUACCUAUAGGAAAUCAAGCUGAAGCAUCAUGGUUCACACAAGCAACUUCGAACCCCGCCUUCUUUCAUGGAACUCUUCUCCUUGGCGCUACAUAUCGUGCUCUAACGUUAGGUCGAACCCCGUCUCUCCCUCCAGAAUGUUAUUUUCACCAAGUCGAGGCGAUUCGCCACAUUGUCGCAAACCUCGAGAGUGCUGAAGCGCAAAUACAGGAAGCUAAUGUCGCUGCUGUUACUUGUUUGGCUGCCUUCGAGACGACUGUCAAUCAUGUUGCCAACGAGCCUGUGCACAUCGAUGGCUUGGAAAGGAUGCUUACCGUGAGGCGCGCAAAACACGAGGAGCUUGCGGGGUAUCUGCAAAAGCUCAUACAAUGGGUCGACGUCUCUCAUGCUUCAGCAAAUUUGCGACCUCCACGCUUCCUCUCCAUGCAAGCCAAAAUUCCCACCCCUCCGACUCAAACGCUCGACGAGGAAAUAAGUCUUCUCAAUGCUCUGAACUCUCAGUGGCCAGGUGUAUUCCCUUCUUCCCCCAUCAGAGUCUACGAAGGCAUGGACGACAUAACAGCUUGUAUGUUCCAUCGAGUCCGCCAACUCUCUUCCCUCGCUUCCCGAAUCCAUGCCUGUAGACCAGUAAGCGAAGAAACAGAAUAUCUAAGACAGCAAUAUACUCAAGGAAUGUUGCUACUAGAAGGUCAGGUCAACACAUCGAUCUGGUCACUUGCUCGGAACAAUGUCAGACAACAUGGAUCCUCAACUCAAGCUCGAGCUGAGGAUUCUGUGAGGGCGUGUACGCGGACAUGGCAUGGGACUUGUCUUCUAUACAUCCAUCUCUUUCUUCGGCGUGCACUUAUUGGCCCCAAAAGCAUCAUCAUCUCGAAAAUCGUCACAAGAGUGAAAUAUUCUUUACGAAUAUUGAACGACACAGAGUUAUGGGUAUCUUUCCCCAAGCCCUUCUUGCUAUGGGUUUUGUGCGUAGUGGGGGUUGCAGAGAGUGGAGUUGGGCAAUUUCCGGCUUAUGGAGAAACUUCGGACGACAAAAUAUGGUUACUGCAGAUCCUGGGGAAGCUGAGAGGGGUCAUGGGUCUGGAAAGCUGGGAGGAAGCAAAAUCGAUAGUGACUCAAUUCGCCUGGGUAGAACAUCUAUGUAAUACCCCGAGCAGGAAAUUUUGGGAGGAUUCAGACAUCUACGUGAUGGGUGUGGCCGACCAAUCAAGAUGAGACGAUAUCAGCCCGCGUGGAUUGUCCGUCACGACAUUGUCGAACUUUAACCUACCAUAUUGCGAAGCAG
Messenger RNA from Cadophora gregata, 4266 nucleotides. RefSeq lists its product as uncharacterized. Lineage: Eukaryota; Fungi; Ascomycota; Leotiomycetes; Helotiales; Ploettnerulaceae. The transcript is spliced from 8 exons. The record is from RefSeq and is a predicted model, not a curated record. Bases 2400 to 4196 code for a protein of 598 amino acids.